Phalaenopsis equestris is the source of this 3655-nucleotide messenger RNA. RefSeq names its product protein CTR9 homolog. Gene Ontology annotation, cellular component: Cdc73/Paf1 complex. The record is from RefSeq and is a predicted model, not a curated record. NCBI's taxonomy places the organism in Eukaryota, Viridiplantae, Streptophyta, Magnoliopsida, Asparagales, Orchidaceae. Gene Ontology annotation, biological process: regulation of DNA-templated transcription. The coding region runs from base 188 to 3460 and encodes 1090 amino acids. Gene Ontology annotation, molecular function: RNA polymerase II complex binding. The transcript has 25 exons.
UCUUUCUCCCCUUCCUCACUCGCGUGAAACCCUCCACGAAAAAGGUGCGCGGAACUUGACAGGGGAGCUUGCAGGCGCAGGCAUCGACGGUUAUUCUUUCCGAGGUUUAAUACUCACAACGGAAAUAAAAACGGGAUUUUGCAGUGACAACGAAAAAGAUUCCUGGAACCCUAGGUCGCCGAAGAACAUGUCGGCAUGCGUUUACAUACCUGUUCAGAACUCGGAGGAAGAGGUGAGGGUUGUCCUCGAUCAGCUUCCACGUGAUGCCUCCGACAUAGUGGACAUCCUCAAGGCGGAGCAAGCCCCUCUGGACCUCUGGCUUAUCAUUGCGAGGGAAUACUUUAAGCAAGGAAAAAUUGAGCAGUUCAGACAAAUUUUGGAGGAAGGGUCUAGUCCUGAAAUAGAUGAAUACUAUGCUGAUGUUCGGUAUGAACGGAUUGCUAUCCUGAAUGCUCUUGGAGCUUACCAUACUUAUUUAGGAAAGAUUGAGACAAAGCAACGGGAGAGGGAUGAUAAUUUUGUUUUAGCAACUCAAUAUUACAAUCGAGCAUCAAGGAUUGAUGUUCACGAGCCUUCCACUUGGAUCGGAAAAGGCCAGCUUUGUGUCGCCAAAGGUGAUCUCGCACAGGCAUCUAGCCAAUUCAGUAUUGCUUUGAAUGAAGACCAGAAUAAUGUUGCUGCACUUCUUGGUCAGGCAUGUGUUGAGUUCAACGUAGGGGAAAAUGAAGAGCAGUAUCAGAAAGCAUUGGAGUCGUAUAAGAGAUCGUUGGACUAUUAUAAGAGGGCACUGCGAGCUUAUCCUAACUGUCCCGGAGUUACAAGGCUUGGUAUUGGUUAUUGUAGAUACAGGCUUGGUCAGUUUGACAAGGCCCGGCAAGCCUUUCAACGAGUUCUUGAUUUAGAUCCAGAGAAUAUUGAGGCUCUAAUGGCUCUUGGAAUUAUGGAACUUCAAACAAAUGAAGCUGAUGGUAUUAAAAAAGGCAUGGCGAAGAUGCAGAGAGCUUUUGAGAUAUAUCCAUACUGUUCAAUGGGGCUUAAUCAUCUGGCGAAUCAUUUUUUCUUUACUGGCCAGCAUUUUCUUGUGGAGCAGUUAACCGAGACUGCUCUUUCUGUGAGCAAUCAUGGGUUGAUGAAAUCUUACUCCUAUUACAACCUAGCAAGAUCUUAUCACAGCAAGGGUGAUUUUGAGAAGGCUGGGCGGUAUUACAUGGCUGCUGUCAAAGAAAUUAACAAGCCUCAAGAGUUCGCUUUACCGUUUUAUGGCCUUGGACAAGUUCAAUUGAAAUUAGGAGAUUUAAAAAAUGCCCUUUCAAACUUUGAGAAAGUUCAGGAGGUGUACCCUGAAAAUUGUGAAACUUUGAAGGUUGUUGCACAUAUUCAUGUUCAGUUUGGUCAGACUGAAAAGGCCUUGGAAAUUUUCCGGAAAGCAACACGCGUAGAUCCGAAGGAUGCUCAGGCAUUCAUGGAGCUUGGGGAGUUAUUGAUGCCAACUGAUCCAGGCGCUACUUUGGAUGCUCUAAAAUCUGCUUUAAAUAUUCUUAAGAGGGGAGGUGAGGAAGUACCUGUAGAAUUGCUGAACAAUAUUGGUGUUCUGUACUUUGAAAAGGGGGAGUUUGAGUUGGCUGAGCAAACUUUCAAGGAGGCACUUGGAGAAGGUGCCUACCUGUCUUUUUUGUUUGAAAGAACAAAGUGUCUCACUGUAGAUUGCAAUGCAUACAAUGGGCAGUACUGGGAUUUGACAAUAUUCCACCAACUUGAAGAAAAUGGUAUUUCUCUAGAAUUCACUUGGGAUAAAAUAACUACUCUUUUCAACUAUGCCAGACUCCUAGAACAACAACGCAACAGUGAAAGAGCAAGUAUACUGUACCGGUUGAUCUUGUUUAAGUAUCCAGAUUACAUUGAUGCUUAUUUAAGGCUUGCAGCAAUGGGCAAAGGAAGGAGGAAUAUUCAACUUAGCAUUGAAAUGAUUCACGAAGCUCUUAAAAUCGAUGAUAAAUGUCCUAAUGCUCUAACAAUGCUUGGUGACCUUGAACUUAAAAGUGAUGACUGGGUUAAGGCUAAAGACACCUUCCGUGCUGCCAGAGAUGCAACUAAUGGAAAAGAUUCUUAUUCCACUCUAUCUCUGGGUAAUUGGAACUAUUUUGCAGCCAUGCGAUCUGAAAAAAGAGGACCGAAAUUGGAAGCGACUCAUCUUGAAAAAGCAAAAGAACUCUAUACAAAAGUUUUGAUGCUGUGCCCUGCAAAUCUCUAUGCUGCAAAUGGUGCUGGAGUGAUUUUGGCAGAGAAAGGUCGUUUUGAUGUUUCAAAGGAUGUUUUCACCCAGGUGCAAGAGGCUGCAUCUGGAAGUAUUUUUGUUCAGAUGGCAGAUGUGUGGAUAAAUCUGGCUCACGUCUAUUUUGCUCAAGGUCAUUUUGCCUUGGCUGUGAAGAUGUAUCAGAAUUGCUUGAGGAAGUUCUAUUAUAAUACAGAUUCGCAAGUACUUCUUUAUUUGGCUCGGACUCACUAUGAGGCUGAGCAAUGGCAAGAUUGCAAGAAAACAUUGCUUAGAGCCAUCCAUUUGGCGCCUUCAAAUUAUACUUUACGGUUUGAUGCAGGAGUUGCAAUGCAAAAAUUUUCAGCUUCAACUCUGCAAAAGUCAAAGAGAACUGCUGAUGAGGUACGUGCCACCGUCACAGAAUUGAAGAAUGCAGUUCGUGUUUUUAGUCAGCUUUCUGCUGCUUCUAGCUUCCAUUCCCAUGGAUUUGAUGAGAAGAAGAUACGAACUCAUGUAGAGUAUUGCAAGCAUUUACUUGAUGCUGCUAAAGUACAUUGUGAGGCAGCAGAACGUGAAGAGCAGCAGAACCGCCAGAGGCUAGAAGUUGCUCGUCAAGUUUCCUUGGCAGAAGAAGCUAAACGGAAAGCUGAAGAACAGAGGAAAUAUCAGUUGGAACGGAGAAAGCAAGAGGAUGAGCUGAAACGAGUGAUUCAACAGGAGGAAAAUUUUGAGCGUAUAAAGGAGCAAUGGAAAAAUUACACCAAUACCUCUGGUGGUAAGCGCAAAGAUAGGUCACACUUUGAAGAUGAGGAUGGCGGAAAUGGCGAGAGGAAGAGAAGGAAAGGUGGGAAAAGGAGAAAGAAGGACAAGCGGAAGGAUCAUUAUGAACAAGAAGUGGAUAUGGAAGAUGAGCAGGAAGAAAUGGAUGAAGAUGAUGCUAAACAAAUGAAUGGUCGGGAUGAAGAGAUGGUCAGAGAUAACCAUCUAGCUGCAGCUGGUCUUGAAGAUUCCGAUGCUGAAGAUGAUAUGGGAGAGUCUGCCAUAAACCGGAAAAGAAAGGCUUGGUCGGAAUCCGAUGAAGAUGAUGAACCAACUGAGAGGAUUCGCAAUCCCAGCCCUGAUGGAUACAGGGACUCCGCUGGAAGUGACGAGGAACCUAGAGGCAAUGGCCGAGGCACUCAGAUCGACGAAAAUGAUGAUUACUAGGAACCUCCAGAUAGAGAUUUAUACAUAUUUUAUCUCGGUGAGUUUUGAAAAGCCAUAAAUAUUUUAAUUUGGUAGAACUGAAUUUAAGCAAAUAGUUCUUUAUUACUUAUUUUGAAUCUCUUCAGUCUUUUUGGAGGCCUCUAAAAGCUUUCCUGUUCUUAUUUUUUGUUAACUUAAAGCUAAAUGAUGUAUAUG